AUGGUCAUGGAUCCUUCUUCUCGCCUGAAGUAUCUCCUUCCACCUCUCCUCCUUCUCUUGUUCAUAUCUGGUUGCUCAAACUCUGCAGCUGGACCUGUUCCCGGAAACGAGUCGGACAGGCUCGCCCCGCUCGACUUCAAGAGUCUCAUCACCCAGGACCUGCUCCAAAUCCUCAGCUCAUGGAACGGGUCGGUCCAUUUCUGCAACUAG
Molecule: messenger RNA, 210 nt
Organism: Linum tenue
Lineage: Eukaryota; Viridiplantae; Streptophyta; Magnoliopsida; Malpighiales; Linaceae
Source: the annotation of a GenBank genome assembly